Messenger RNA from Lepus europaeus (European hare), 972 nucleotides. RefSeq lists its product as uncharacterized. NCBI's taxonomy places the organism in Eukaryota, Metazoa, Chordata, Mammalia, Lagomorpha, Leporidae. Gene Ontology annotation, biological process: G protein-coupled receptor signaling pathway. Gene Ontology annotation, cellular component: membrane. The record is from RefSeq and is a predicted model, not a curated record. The coding region runs from base 1 to 972 and encodes 323 amino acids. Gene Ontology annotation, molecular function: G protein-coupled receptor activity. The transcript has a single exon.
AUGAAGCCCUCUGCAGACGUGCUCGAACUCAUCGCCUGUGCUGUUCUGGUCCUUGUGAGCUGUGUGGGAAACACGUGUUUGUUUUACACCACCAGGAAGUGCAUCACUGGACGUGUACAGACAUCCUUUCUUCUCAUUUUCAGUCUUGCAUCCGUCCACCUUAUUAAAAACUUGGUGGUGAACGUCAUAAAGAUUGUUUACUCUUCUGGGAUUGUGCUGGAUUCCGCUGGCUGCAAGGUUCUGCACUUCACAGCAGCCCUGACAACCUCUCUGGCCAUCUGGUUCAUGUUACACUUGGCGCUGCUGUACCACCGGAAGCUUUACCAAAUCGUCCACCCCUCGAGGGAGGCUGCAAGCCCGGAGCAGCAGGAGCGUUCCGUGAAGCUGGUGUCUGCACUUUGGGUGGCUGGUGUGGCUGUCUACACCCCACUGGUGGUUUAUACUAGAAAGGCAGAGAACCCGAGCGCAGGAAAUGAUACAGACCCCUUGUCCACCAACAGGAUGUACAUGGAUUGCCUGAUAGACUUUGGAAACGAGCAGGUAGAACUUUACUAUGGGAAAAUAUUUUUAGUUCUGAUUGAUGUUCUGCCUUUAGCCAUCUUAGUCUUCGUCUGUUUCUGGAUGUCUUUCCUCCUUUCCAAGAGAAAGAAGAUGACAUAUGGUGACAUCUGGAUUGGAGAUGAUGAUUCAGAAGUUGAAAUCCUUAGAGGAGCCAAGUUUAGUAUUUUAUUAAUGUUGCUGAUCACUCCACUUUGGAUUUCUCACUUUAUCUUAGUCUGUUUCUUGAAAGACUUGGCAGCGUGUGUCUUGAUUCCAGCUGUUCUCUCGGCUCUCUCUUCAGGCUUCUCUGCUCUCAGUCCUUUCCUGCUUAUGCUGGUUAAUUACAAAAUGAAGUUGGUGUCCUUCUGUGGUGCCAAAGAGGUAAAGCCCACCCCACCGCCUGCAAAUGUUAUUCUUUCUCCAUAUGCUUGA